Oenanthe melanoleuca is the source of this 679-nucleotide messenger RNA. It is a transcript of the gene REG4, whose product is annotated as regenerating family member 4. The transcript has 6 exons. The coding region runs from base 116 to 595 and encodes 159 amino acids. NCBI's taxonomy places the organism in Eukaryota, Metazoa, Chordata, Aves, Passeriformes, Muscicapidae. The record is from RefSeq and is a predicted model, not a curated record.
CAAACACAGGUGCUGAUGAGCACCAUGCUAUAAAGGGCAGCUCCUCUCCUCUCCCGUCCCUGAACUGCGACGAGCGGCUGUUCCUCACCAUCUCCGGAGCACAGGAGCCAGGAGGAUGGCGGCCGCGGCCAGACUCGCCCUGCUGCUGCUGGGCUGCGUGGGGCUCCUGCGGCCGGUCGAUGGCAGGUACAUAAGCUACUGCCCCCCCGGCUGGUCCUACUACAAGCUCAGCUGCUUCAAUUACUUCCCCGAGCCCAUGACCUGGGAAGAUGCAGAGAGCCGGUGCGAGGAAAUCCAGAAAGGAGCUCACCUGGCCUGGGUUGAGAGUGCCCAGGAAGCAGCGACCCUGCAGAAAGUCAUCUCCCACUACCAGCGUGUGCAGCCCGUCUGGAUUGGGCUCCAGAAGAACAAAGAGAGCCAGGUGUGGCAGUGGACGAACAGGGAGGAGUACAGCCCGGACAGGCAUGUGUCCGGGAACGGGGCCCGAGGGGGCAGCUGCGCAGCGCUCACCCACGAGAGCGGCUUCUCGGUGUGGUCCAGCGCCGACUGCUCCCAAAGGCAUCACUACAUCUGCAAGUUCUACCCCUUGCACUGAGCGCAGCGCCGCCGGCCUUCCUCCCCUGCCACCUCCCUCUCCUUCUCCUCAACUCCUAUAAAUAUAUGUUAUAAAAAAAGAGAA